UACUACAUGGGAUGAACUCACAACAUUGACACAGAUUGACAGAGAUUUCUUCGCUGCAUAUUUUUAAUCAAAAAGGAUAUACAUUUUUUGAAAGUUGUUCCAUAUUUUGCCAGUCUUGUGUUGGAACAAAUGGAACACUAUUCAGAGCCAGGCUGUGAUGGCAUUGAUUUGUUGGAUUUGUUGUUUGACAAAAAUGAUGGAAUCCUUCGCCACGAGAAAGUGGAUCGCAGCAACCAGCCAUGGCCCACUGUGCAGCCUCAGCAAUUGAUUCAGCCACAAGGCAACGAGGACUUCCUGAGUGCUUUGUUGAGUGGGACAGACUCUGUGUCGGCAUCACCCCAGUGGUCCCCAUCUCGUAGUGAUAGCGGGAUCAGUGAGGACACCUCUGAUCAAAUGGACAGCCCCCUGCCCCCUCAGAGUCCCAAACUCCCAGAGUCCCAAUACGUCUACCCUUCACCUACACCCAGGCCCCUCAACCCUACUGAGACAGAUCUUCCCAUUGAUCUGACUGGCUGGGAGCCUGGCAUGUUUCAGGGCAAGACAGACGAGAUGCUCUAUGGGGCUCCAGAGCAGAGUGGCCAGCUGUCCACCUCUGGCUUCCCCAUGACUGUGAAGGAUCUGCUCCUCUGCGGCAAGUCUGAAGCUCCUCAACAGGCCUCUCAGCAGUCCAUUCAAGAGCUGAUUUUGAAUGAGGACGAGAGGAAGCUGCUCGCCAAGGAAGGUGUGAUGCUACCUGCCCAGCUCCCCCUCACCAAGUAUGAGGAGAGAGUUUUGAAGAAAAUCAGGAGGAAGAUCCGCAACAAACAGUCAGCCCAAGAGAGCCGGAAGAAGAAAAAAGAAUACAUCGACGGGCUCGAGUGCAGGAUGGCUGCAUGCUCCGCACAGAACCAGGAGUUGCAGAGGAAAGUCUUCCAGCUGGAGAAGUGUAAUAUCUCCUUGAUGGAGCAGCUUCGCAGGCUGCAGGCUAUGGUCCUGAAUGGAUCUAAUAAAACUGCUCAGACUGGUACAUGCGUGCUGGUGCUUCUCCUGUCCUUCUCUCUGAUCCUGUUCCCCAGCCUGAAGCCGUUCUCCGAGAGCAAGGUCAGCCUGGAGGGGGACUUCAGCCCAGUGAGAGUUCAGUCAAGAUCCUUGCACAAUAUCCACGCGUCACGUGUGGUCCAUGCACAUGAGCUUCAGUCCCCUAUGCCAGAGGACCCUGCAAUGCUGAAACCACUUCCUGGAAACAAGCCGGCGGAUGAUGUUAGGGCGUUCCUGGAGAAACUCGCCAUAGGACAAAGGCUGCCCAAUUUUGACCCCAUCCCUCACAAUAAGAGCCUCCACGAUCAUCUCCUUCACCAUGGAGACCCCAUUACUGGCCACAUUGCGACAGUAACCUUGAGGCCUGGCGCAAAAAUUAGCCCGCAAGCUGACGACAUGUGAAGAGAAGACAUGGGAAGCCAUACCAACCGCCGUUUAAUACGUAUCAUGUGAGGAGGAUCAGAGAGUCCUCGGGAGCAGGCGCAGAGGGAGGGAGGAGAGGAAGGGGAGAUAGAGAAGAGCAGACCGUGAAUUCUUAUUUUUAUCUACUUUACCAAAGUUUUCUUUUGUUAUACAUUUGCUUUGUUUCACUAACAUUAUUCACACUUUGUCAAAUUGAAUUAGAAAUGAAUGUCAAAUUUGAGGGAAAGUAUUUAAUGUGUGGAAAUUAAUGUGAUGAGUUUCUGAAGGAAGGAUGCAUGAUUAUUAGACUGAACUUCUUGCAACGCAAAUUGUUACUCAUUACUUAAUCCAAGGACAAGAAAUCUAACAGAGAAGAGAUGAAAACACAUGUUGAAGAUGCUGUGCAUUUAAAAAUGAAUAGCUGUGAUAGUUGACCAAGUCAUGUAAUAAAUCAUUUUUAUAAAUAA
Molecule: messenger RNA, 1886 nt
Organism: Sardina pilchardus (European sardine)
Lineage: Eukaryota; Metazoa; Chordata; Actinopteri; Clupeiformes; Clupeidae
Gene: creb3l3a
Product: cAMP responsive element binding protein 3-like 3a
Exons: 10
Coding region: 130-1419 (429 amino acids)
Biological process (GO): regulation of transcription by RNA polymerase II
Cellular component (GO): nucleus
Molecular function (GO): DNA-binding transcription factor activity, RNA polymerase II-specific; RNA polymerase II cis-regulatory region sequence-specific DNA binding
Source: RefSeq, a predicted model, not a curated record